AUGUAGAAAACAUCAAAAUUUAUAUUGGAUCUCUAUAACAUUUUGGAAGUAACUUAAUAUUAUUUAAAGAUAGUGUGAAGAUUUCAUUCCUAUUAUUAAUUGGACUGAUUGUUGUAAAAUGUUUUACAUUUCAGAUAACUAAAAAUUUUAAGAUAUUGUUAUGAAAUAAUAUUUUAAAACUUCAAAUAUAUAAUCAUUUUAUAGAUAAUUAAGGUUAUAUGGUUUUAAAAUAAAAAGAAAUUCCAACUUUUAAAAAGAAUUUCAUCACAAAUAUUUUGUUAAAGGAUAAUAGUAUACAAAAAAAUAUUUAUUUUCUUUAGAUAAAAUCUAUCUAAAAUAUAAAAGGGUAAGUCUUCAACAGAUGAAAAAUAUGGAGAAAUCUAUAAUGUGGAUUAAAUAAUAAAGGAAAAUCAAGAUUUAAAAUAGUAACUUAAUUAGAUGAUACUAUUUUAGAAAAAAAUAAUGAAAUAAUUUGAGAUUCAUUAAACUAUUUAAAAAGCUAUUGUAAAUAAAAUGAUUAAAUUAACUAAUGUAAAAGAUAGAUGUUUAUUGUUAGUUAUUAAAUAAUGAAAGAAUUCAUCAUACUAUUCUAAAUGAAAAGAAGAUAGAGAAUUUUGUUAAUUUAAUUGAUGGAUUUCAACCAGAAUUAUUAGUUUUAAUAAUUAGAUUCUUAUUAAAAAGGAUUGAUCCAAAAACUCCAAUAAAUGAAAUUUAAUAUUCUCCUACUCCAUUUCCAUUUAAUACAUAAAUAUGA
Messenger RNA from Paramecium pentaurelia, 754 nucleotides. Lineage: Eukaryota; Ciliophora; Oligohymenophorea; Peniculida; Parameciidae. The record is from the annotation of a GenBank genome assembly.